Camellia sinensis is the source of this 1847-nucleotide messenger RNA. RefSeq lists its product as uncharacterized. The record is from RefSeq and is a predicted model, not a curated record. Lineage: Eukaryota; Viridiplantae; Streptophyta; Magnoliopsida; Ericales; Theaceae.
UAAAUAUGUUAAUCGUGUGGAUAAGGACUUUUCAGAUAAAGGAAAUGGUUGGAAUUUGAAAACACCUAUAGCAUUAAGUCAUCGGUUUCAUAACGAAAAUGCAUCUUCUCUUGAGGAGCUAAACCUUACCCUGAGCAUUGGAGGGAGCAAUAGGAUUAAGGAUGGUCGCAAGAGAACUUGGUAUGAAAAACUUAUUCAUUCCUCACCCCAUCAUGUUAUUGACUUGGAGGAAUCAACCGAUGUGUUAUCAAAUGAAGAUGCCAAAUCUGUAUCUAGUUUUAGUCAUGCUGCUCUGAUCACUGGAGAUAAGCAUGACUCUCGAAUUUCUGUCCAGUCUAAUCAAGUCUCCACAGAUAGUGUGAAAAAAGAUUUAUCUCAUGGGGUUACAGUGAAUUGUUCUCUCAUAGAUGGCAAUGAAAGCUAUGAGGAACAAAACUCCUUCAAUCAAGGAUUUGGUGAUAUCAAAUGUAAUGACAUGUUCACUAAAGGGAAAUCGGCUGCUCCUUAUGAAACUUUGGAUCUUAACAAAAUUCAUGUUGAUGAGUCAGCUAUUGAACCUUGCCCUAUAGAUCUUGAGCCUGUGUCGGGGCCGCUAUCAGAAAUUUGUGAAGACUUUGGCAGUGACCAUAGGAACUCUGGAAAUGGAAAUAUAGACUUGCUGUUAAAAUUUCCAAAGGGAAAUUAUACAGACUUAACUACUGCAGAAGUAAAUGAGGAUUGUGAAGAAGAGUUGGUGUUUUCUCAUCCACGUAGAAAUGGAAAUACAGUUGAAGAUGGAAAUAGCAACAAAUCUUCUACCUCAUGCGAGUCUGAUUGCAUUGUUGAUGAUAGUUCAAGUGGUGCAAAGACCAUGCAAUCUGGAACUGAUUUGGGAGGAUCAAAUAUUUCGACUUUGAAUCAUUUUUCUGAAUCCCAGUCAUCCCAAGUUGCAGAAACUCAAUCAGGCGAGCAGGACUUGAGAUCUUCUGACAACAGUGAACUGAAACAUCAAUGCUGCAACAAGAAAGAGGAAUCAGCAGGAGAGGAUGUUCUGAUUCAAAAUGCAGCCGAAGUGCUUAUCUGUUUUUCCUUUGGAAGUUCAAUGAGAAAUCAAGAUUGUGGUACCAAAGAAGGAUCAAGAUCAAAUGAGAUUGAAAACGAGGGGAGGGAUCGGCCUCAAUAUUCUUUAGAUUCUUAUGAGUCGAUUGUGUUGAAGUUACCAGAAAGCAGUGUGGAUGACUAUUGUGUGUCGUCAAAACCAUUUGAAGUUGACGAACUUGAUAACAAGGAUUGUCGAAGUAAGUUGAGAAGGGGGAGGAGACUCAAAGAUUUUCAGAGAGAUGUACUGCCCGGUCUGGCAUCUCUUUCUGAACAUGAGAUCUGCGAGGAUAUAAAUAUUAUGGAAACAGUAAUUAGGUCAAGAGAAUACAAAAGAAUGAGGUCGAAGAUGGCUGGCGGAGGGAAAUGGUUUGCACCUGUCAGAAGCAGGAGGUCGAGACUCAAUUACGUUGGGCUACGAUAUUAUUCAUGACAAUUUGUUGUGAGUAAGCAGUUGCAUUAUAUUUGAAUUUCAUUGUAGAUUAGCAUACAAUAUUGAAAAUAAAUUUAAACUAAUUGGGUUUCUAGUUAUCAUUGAAUUGUAGGUUGAUCCAUUUCUUCAUCUUCAAUGAGGACAAACUUACAUAUAUAUAUGUAAAGAGAAACUGUGAUACUUAUCAGAGAGAGAUGGUUAGCCUAGCUUAUAAAUGUAAUUUGUCGAGAGAGGAUGACUCCAAAUGCUGACAGUAUUAUCUAUUUUGUUGGAGCUGUAUAGAUUAGACAAAAUGCCUAAAAUAUUCUAAAUGCUAAUCCUAUUGAAUAUGCUCCUA